GCUAUUUGUUAUCUACGUUUUGUUGCAAAAUAACAAUGGAAAAAGAGGAAGCGAUAUUAGAAGUGAAAUAAAAUCUUAAAAGAGCGGCAGUUUGAUUUAUGUAAUAAGAAUGUUAAAGAUACACUGAAUUAUUGACUUUUAAUUUAUAAGUUUGUCAUUCGUGUUGUUUAGACAACUGGUUUGAUAAAAUGACGGACGUGAAUUUACGACAACAGAAGCUGGAACAACAGCGCCAGCUCAUGGAGCAGAAGAUGCGGCAGAAGCGGCAGACCUCGGGGAUGGUCCAGGCGUCGGACGUCCGCAGCGCGUCCGCCAAGUCCCGGAACGGCUUCCGGCCGCAAGCUGCAUCCGCGCAGGCCCGGCCGCGCGAGUUGCACGGGUACGAUGGGCCGUUGCAGUACACCAUGCCUCCCGGGAACCCAGACUCCGUGAUACCUCUGCAGUCGCCGGUGUCCCAGGAGGACCACGACGAGGUGUUGGAUCGCGUGGAGUCGCUGAGCCUGUGGGCGGACGACGGGCCGGACAUGGAGGACGAGGAGUCGUCCCCGGUGCUCCCCGAGCUGGCCAUCCCGCCCACGCCCGACGACGUCAGCGCCCCGGUCGCCCCCUUCUCCGGGCCCGCCAACCUCGUCAGCUCCGACCCCAACGAGCGGGAGAAGGAGGGCGACGUGGAGGGCAGCCUGGAGACGUUCGUGCUGGAGCCGGGCAGCCAGCGGGUGCACUACAAGUGCCGCAUCACCCGCGACCGCAAGGGCAUGGACCGCGGCCUCUACCCCACCUACUUCCUGCACCUCGAGCGGGACUACGGCAAGAAGGUGUUCAUGCUGGCGGGCCGCAAGCGCAAGAAGAGCGCGACCAGCAACUACCUCAUCUCCACAGACCCCACCGACCUGUCCCGGGGCGGCGAGUCCUUCGUGGGCAAGCUGCGCUCCAACCUGCUGGGCACACACUUCUCCGUCUACGACAGCGGCUUCUCGCACCGCCGCGGCGAGGCCAAGGAGGGCUGGAAGAGGAACGCCCCGCGCAACGAGCUGGCCGCCAUCGUCUACGAGACCAAUGUUUUGGGUUUCAAGGGUCCAAGGAAAAUGACUGUGAUCUUACCUGGCAUGACGCCCGAGUUGAAGCGAGUUAAAGUUUGUCCCCAAGACGACAGCGAAACGCUCCUAGAGCGCUGGCGAAGCAAGACCACGGACUCCCUCCUGGAGCUCCACAACAAGACCCCGAUGUGGAACGACGACACCCAGUCGUACGUGCUCAACUUCCACGGCCGGGUUACCCAGGCGUCGGUCAAGAACUUUCAGAUAGUGCACGACAAUGACCCGGAGUACAUCGUGAUGCAGUUUGGGCGCGUGGCGGAGGACGUGUUCACGAUGGACUACCGCUACCCGCUGUGCGCCGUGCAGGCGUUCGCCAUCGCGCUCAGCAGCUUCGACAGCAAGCUGGCGUGCGAGUAGUCGCCCCCUCCCCCCUCCCGCUCCCCUCUCCUCGGGCUGCCUUCGUUGCCUUAUGACGAUACGUGUUUGCGAGCGUAUCCCUCGAGCGAAUGUUUGCUAAACAUAUCCGCCGGUGGCAUUUUCUUUUCCGUGCUAAAGAAAAAAAUGUCUCCAGCAAGAUUUUUUUUUCCCCCGGUUGAGAAGAGCUUCUGUGUGAGAAAGUUAAUAUUUUAUAUUUGUGGAGAGCGCAAACGUGAAGCAGUAGAACCCUGUUAAAACAGUUCUCCUGGUCACUUAAGUCCUUUUUCCCGUUCGAAUUAAUGGUGUUGCAUGUUUGGUUCCCUCGGAGAACUUCUCUGCAGGUUUCUACUGCAUCCUGGUAACAAAGUUAUAGUGUAACAAUAACUAUCGCAGAAAAAAAAACUAAUAAUGCACACUUGAUAUUUUGGUGCUGGUUACCAGAUAUGAAGUAAAUGUGUGUUGAUGUUGUCUUUUGCUAUUUUGAAAUUUUUGCUGCAUGUCAUAUCUUUUCUGAGAAAAUUUACGUGUUUAUUUAUUUAUUUAUUAGUUAUGAAAUGUUUGUGAGCAUGUAUUAUAUUCGUAAAGGUUUAUUCAAACGCGCCUAUCUAUAACUUUUAACUUUUUGCGCCCUAAUCUAUGGAAAGCAAUACGGCGGAUAUUCUGUUGGAGGCGUCAGAAUGCUCUCUGGUCGUUGAGGUUGUUCUCGAUUCACUUCCUUCUGAGCAAAUAGUUCGGGGCAAACUGUCUGCUGGCUGGACUUUUGCAUGUUUCGCUGGUUUCUUUGUUUACCAUCUUUCUUGUUUACCAAGUAACUGUAACACCUUUCCCAUAUUCAGUGUGCUUGCAAAGGAAAAUACACAAUUUCAAUCAUCAUACACAGAGAGUACUCACAUUUGAUAGAAAGAUUUGUAAAUGUCAUUACAGAAAUAUUAAAUAUUUGCCUCGUAAGACAUCUGAUAUGUCAGCCGUUUGGUGCUUUUUUUUUUUCUCUUACAAGUUUGUCUUGGAUUCCUUUGUUUGCCAUCGGAAUGAUUAAGCACUGCUUUUCGACUGGGUCGUUCCGUCCUCAAGAUUGGAACUCUGCAGUAGCUCAAUCGAGCAAACCAAGUUUUUAACAGUUUUUUUUUUUUUGCUUCAGAGUGAUAGAGGUAGUGUUUGCUACGAACACGCACAACAUAUGUCGGAGAUGGUAGAACUUUGUUCAAUCAUAUUUUCUUUUAAUGUGCUGUUGUAAAAUCACGUGGUAGGGUUUCCAGAUAGACGCUUGUCAUUUGUAAGGUUUGAUUUGAUUAAAGUGAUGAACUGAUUAACCAAUUGGUUGGGCCUUAUAAGUAAUAUAAUUCAAUAAAAAUUAUCAAAUAACCAUGCAUAAUAUUAAUAUUGAGCAUUCAUAAAAGUGAACAGUGAGCCAUCCUUCGAUUUUUUUUUAACUUUAUUCAAGCAUAACAUAAUUCAACACACAAAAAAAUCUAAAUAUUUUCAUGAGCUAAUCUUAGGCUUCCAAUGUUUUAAAGCUUUGCAACAAAUAACUAUUUUUCACAUCAGACACAAAGUUUUGCAUCACAACUGAAGCUUCAAAUAAAACGAACAGGAAAUUUUACGGAAAAAUCAAAUAGAAUAUUAAAAAGAACUUUGAUUCGCUUAGUCGAAGCUUUGCAAGGGCCCACCUACAUACAACUGAAAGUAUGUGUUUUUUUUUUUAAAUUUCACUUUCAGUGGUUGCAUACUUACAUAAAUGUUUUGAAAGUCUCUGGUAUAUGCCAGUAAAAUAGUGUUGCCUAUGUAAAAAAAAGCUCAGUAUUUGCAUUGCAGAUUGUGUUUGUACCUCAUACACACUGUGGUUCAGAGCUUCAUUAUAAGAUCAGGGAAUGUGUGAAGUCAUGUGAUAGCUGUCCCUGUUUGAGACAUUUGUAGAAACUACUAUCUCUGUGUGCAACUGAAUAUUUCCUUGCUCAUAUAAACACAUAUCUCUAUUUCAAUUUGCAUGUACACGGAUAUUGAAACAAAACAAAUUUAUUUAGUCGCAUUAUUUGUGUGUCUUUGUCACUUCAAUUUUUUUUGGUACUAGAAUAUCCUUAUAAAACAAAGAUGUAGCUGUGGUUAUGUAGUUACAUUUAUUUUGGAUAGGUGUUUUAUAAAUUUUGCAAAUGUAUUUAUUUUGUGUGUAUGAUUUUUAUUCCGUACAUUACUGAAACUUGUGUGAUCUUUAAGGGACCACAUGUAAAUUUUAUAGCAAAUAACAUGUAAAAUACAGAGAUAAGUACGUUAAAAAUUGCAAGGAACAUUUAGUUUGUCCCAUAGAGAGCAUGUAAGGUUUGUAGGGAUGUGCGAGUACCCGAUAUUUUCGGGUACGGUUCGAAUCCACAAUUACCCGAACCCGGAAUCGUUGUACAUACAUGGAUUCGAACAUUAUUACGAAUAUUCACAAAAGUUAUAAAUUAAUUUAAUAUGGCUCAAAAAUACUAGCAGUGAAAAAUAAAAUUAGGCUACUAUUACGUAAGUAUUUAUAAUAUGAUUAUCAAGAAAGAUAUGUAAAUUAAAUAAUUAACACAGUGACAUUAAAAGAAUUUCGAGAUUUCGAAAGCUUAAACUAUAAUAACGAAUUUCGUCGUAUAGCAGACUAUAAACUGAACAAUUACAUACCUACGAGAAAAAACGUCUUGACUAUUUAUUGGAGAAAAAAAUGUUUUCGUCUUCUGAAACGUUUUUAAAACUGAGAUUUCCCUGUGCCGUGCAGUUUUAUUACGAUUGAGUUGGAGAAUCAAAUAUGUUUUGGUUUUCAUAUUAUAAAGUGUUUAUUAUUAAUUAAGUUUACAUAAUUAUAAACAUUUCAAUCUCAGUGUAAUAAAUAAUUGCCAGUAGUUACAGUUAGAAAAAAAAAACACACAUUAUUUUUAAAUUAAUCAGUUAUUUUUAAUUAUUCUGUGCUUAAUAUUCGGAAUCGGAUUCAUAUCUCAAAUAUUGCCAGGGAUUCGAAUCGGAUUCGAACCGAACUGAAAAUCAAGGAUUCGCACAUCCCUAAAGAUUUGUCCAUAAUUUAUGCCUAAAUUUGAAAAGUAGUAUAUAAACAUACCAAUGCUUGUGCUGCUAUCUUAUUAUUAAAUAUUAAUACUAAAUAAUUUUUUUUUACUCAGCAUGUGGGGCCAUAAUUAGCAUUUUGGUUAUAAGCUUACGUAUAAUCAGUAUCUACAUUUUUACUGCCCCACCAAGUAGUGCACAGCUUUUUAAAAUUGUUUUUUUUUUCUUCUUAAUAUUUGCAUUCAUCCAAGUUAUUUCCAUCCCUAAUUGUAGUACGAUGCAAGUUGUCUUCUAGCAUUUAUUCACACUAAAAGCCACGUUUUAUCUCUUUGCAAAUCUUGUUUAGCCAACCUUCGUUUAUCCGACGUCCCACAGAAAAAAGCUUCAGUUGGCAACAAUAGAUGUAAGUUGCAAGCGUAAUCGUAGGCUAACUUUUAUUCCUCAGGACUAUAACACAGCUAAUUGUUAUUAGUUACCCACCAAUCAAAACCUUCUUUAAAUCAUCACAGGACUGAAAUGUUUAAGUAUGAACUUUUCUAAAAUCAGAUAAUUUUUUAAGUUAAUUAUUUUCUGUUGUUAAACUUUAUUAUUGGGUUCGUAAUGUGUAAAACUAUUACAUAAUUUUAUGUUUAAUAGCUAAUUCGCUUUUAAUAACCACCGCCUUACAAUCCAACAUUUUCACUUAUCCACGUUCUGCCGGGGUGUUUAUGUUGGAUAAGUAAGACAUUACCGUAUUUUCAUUAAAAUAGUAGAGCUUGGUAAGUUUGACAAGCUGAAAAGUUUUUGAUAAUUAUUUGCAAAUAAAGUGGUUGACAAGCAUUUGCAUGUUUGAAUGUAACGUAAAAUUGUGGUUAAGAGAGAGUAUCAAACAUGGAAUACAAAACUUUUUUACAAUUCGUACAUUUUAUAACAGAUGACUAGGGACAAGAUUAUAUGGUUAAUUGCUGUAAAACACAAAUAACACAGUGUGGCCGGCAGGGCCACAUUUUUACUUGUAAUUUAUUUUUGUUGCUGGUCUCUAGUUUUAUAUGGUUUUUAUUUCACGUAUUUUUACGCCUUUUUUAAUUAAUGUUAAUUUAUCUGUAAAUUUUUUUAAUUAUAUUUGUUUCUGUUAAUUAGUUAUACGCAGUUUGGUAGCUAUCGAUUAUGAGUUUAAGAAUAUCGAUUGUGUUUCACGUAAAUACCACUUGGUGAGCGCCCGGCGGUUGGCUGAUGACGUCAGACAUUCGGCUUGCCGGGAAGAAAAAAUCAGCUGGGCCGGGGGGAGAGUGUGCCGAGCGACCGUCGAGGACAGAGCCAUGUGACGGCGCGGACUGGUGUGCCGGACGGCAACGGGCCACGAAGAGUAUUGGGCUGGAGGCUCCACGCUGGGGGACAGGGCAAUGGAUUGCCCUGUGAUACUGAACUUAUCAAGGUAAAGAGAGGCCGCAAUUUUGAUUUUUACCCUCGUGGUACUGCAGUGGUUUUUGGCAAACCUAGUGAACUGUGUAUUUUCCCAUACUAAAUUUUAUUUGGACGGAACUUUUAUUAGCCAGUUUGGUGAAGAGGCCCAUUUGUUUCACACGUUGUUCCAGUGUGGGAUUUUUUAAAAAGGUCGCCCGUUUGCCUGUAGUUGUAAUAAAAGUAUAAGUUUGGAAGAAACGAACAUUUUGCAAUUUGUUUUUGAGACUUUGUCUUCGGAAUUUGCAUACUUAAAGUUGCAUUUAGCUAAUAUAUCAGCUUGUGCAGUAUAAUUAAAUGUAUGCGAUCGGUAUUGGACUACAUGCGCAGCCUGAUGUUGGUUGGUUGGUGCGGCCAUUCUACGUUUUUAUGAAAUCAUUGGCAAGUUAAUAAAGAAGUAAGACUUUGUUUGAAGUAUAUGAUAAAUACUUCUGUGGUAACAUAGUUAUGUUACGUGAAGAGUUUUUGCUACAUUUCCCUUAAAAAUAAGAUAAUUUUUUUUUGAUCAUCGUUCACGCCUUUGUGAAUUCGUACCUAUGGCCCGGCGUGGCAUUAGACUCUGGAGUUGGUGAGGAAGGUCAGGAAGCCAGCGCACGCCUAGGAUAUUAACUUUGUUUUUUUUGGCAAGUCUUUAGCAACGAACAUCUGAAGAAAGACUAAACCGUUGAUUGAGAGUUUAAGAACUUUAUUUAAAUAAUUUGUUUGUACUUCAGUAUUAUUUUUGUAGAUUUUUUAUAUAUUUGUAUUGAUUGUCUUGUUUGAUUUUUUGGUAUUAGGGCAGUCAGUAAAUUUUGAUAUUUUAUAGUGGCCACGCCUCACGCCCUUAUAUAUUUUUAUACUUGUUGUUAUCAGUAUUUAUAUUUUUACGAUUUUUUAAAGGUUAUUGUUAGUAUCGCAAAUGGGGAUAAGAUGCUGCCAUUAUUAACGUCAGCUUUUGUAACUAAGCUUGUAUGGUUAUGUAUAGUAAAAAAUUAUUUUUGCAAAUUUCUAUUUUUUAAUAACAUACGUCCAAAGUCUUGCCUCUUGUUUGUUUAAUGGUUACUCUGCUAUUAUAUCCUUUAAAUUUUUUGGCCUGACCCCUGGGCAGUGGUGUGGGGAAUUUAUAUUGUUUAGCUUUUUAUGCCUGGUUUUAAUAUUUAUUUUUUCCCUUCGCGCCCAGAGUGAGUCGGGGACGCAACCCCUCUUCCAAUUAAGGAGGAAGAAGGGUUACAACCUGCGCCACUCUGCUAGGCAGAGACUUUGGACUUUUGCGAUUUUGCUGACUUUUUUGAUUUUUUUAAUAAUGGCAGUUUCUUGGAUUUAUAAACUUCCCAAAGAACAGGUUUACGCUAAUUUGCAAGCUGCGGGAGCAGGAUCAGCACCAGGAAUUUUAGUGGUCUUUUAGAUUUCCAGUGAUGGUUUUGAUUUUUUUCCUGUGAGGUUAUAGUUUUUAUAGUUCUUUGCUUUAGUUUGCAACCUUUAGUUAUUGAUAAUUUUGAGAGAGAAGGUUUUGUCUAAUACGUUUCGGUCUUGACUUUGGAGCUUGUUUGUUUUGUUUUGGCAUACUUAGAUCCCGUUUGUUCGGUUUGUGAGUUUAGUUUGUCUUUUCCGUUACUUGUUGGAAAAUCCUUCUCUUGUUUUUUUUUUUUUGAGCGUUGAAAUUUUGACUGAGGCUUUGGAGGCAAGUUUUCCUUGUUGCAGGUUUGUUUGUUUGAGUUUGGGCUGGUUUGUUGGAUUAGAAGUUUUUGAGAAUACUUUGUCUCCAAGUCCAAGGUUUUUUUUUUGACGUUUUAGUUUUUUAAGGUUGCUGUUUAAAUUUUUUUUUUGUUCAAGGCGGAGGUUGUGGCCGGCAGGGCCACAUUUUUACUUGUAAUUUAUUUUUGUUGCUGGUCUCUAGUUUUAUAUGGUUUUUAUUUCACGUAUUUUUACGCCUUUUUUAAUUAAUGUUAAUUUAUCUGUAAAUUUUUUUAAUUAUAUUUGUUUCUGUUAAUUAGUUAUACGCAGUUUGGUAGCUAUCGAUUAUGAGUUUAAGAAUAUCGAUUGUGUUUCACGUAAAUACCACUUGGUGAGCGCCCGGCGGUUGGCUGAUGACGUCAGACAUUCGGCUUGCCGGGAAGAAAAAAUCAGCUGGGCCGGGGGGAGAGUGUGCCGAGCGACCGUCGAGGACAGAGCCAUGUGACGGCGCGGACUGGUGUGCCGGACGGCAACGGGCCACGAAGAGUAUUGGGCUGGAGGCUCCACGCUGGGGGACAGGGCAAUGGAUUGCCCUGUGAUACUGAACUUAUCAAGGUAAAGAGAGGCCGCAAUUUUGAUUUUUACCCUCGUGGUACUGCAGUGGUUUUUGGCAAACCUAGUGAACUGUGUAUUUUCCCAUACUAAAUUUUAUUUGGACGGAACUUUUAUUAGCCAGUUUGGUGAAGAGGCCCAUUUGUUUCACACGUUGUUCCAGUGUGGGAUUUUUUAAAAAGGUCGCCCGUUUGCCUGUAGUUGUAAUAAAAGUAUAAGUUUGGAAGAAACGAACAUUUUGCAAUUUGUUUUUGAGACUUUGUCUUCGGAAUUUGCAUACUUAAAGUUGCAUUUAGCUAAUAUAUCAGCUUGUGCAGUAUAAUUAAAUGUAUGCGAUCGGUAUUGGACUACAUGCGCAGCCUGAUGUUGGUUGGUUGGUGCGGCCAUUCUACGUUUUUAUGAAAUCAUUGGCAAGUUAAUAAAGAAGUAAGACUUUGUUUGAAGUAUAUGAUAAAUACUUCUGUGGUAACAUAGUUAUGUUACGUGAAGAGUUUUUGCUACAUUUCCCUUAAAAAUAAGAUAAUUUUUUUUUGAUCAUCGUUCACGCCUUUGUGAAUUCGUACCUAUGGCCCGGCGUGGCAUUAGACUCUGGAGUUGGUGAGGAAGGUCAGGAAGCCAGCGCACGCCUAGGAUAUUAACUUUGUUUUUUUGGCAAGUCUUUAGCAACGAACAUCUGAAGAAAGACUAAACCGUUGAUUGAGAGUUUAAGAACUUUAUUUAAAUAAUUUGUUUGUACUUCAGUAUUAUUUUUGUAGAUUUUUUAUAUAUUUGUAUUGAUUGUCUUGUUUGAUUUUUUGGUAUUAGGGCAGUCAGUAAAUUUUGAUAUUUUAUAGUGGCCACGCCUCACGCCCUUAUAUAUUUUUAUACUUGUUGUUAUCAGUAUUUAUAUUUUUACGAUUUUUUAAAGGUUAUUGUUAGUAUCGCAAAUGGGGAUAAGAUGCUGCCAUUAUUAACGUCAGCUUUUGUAACUAAGCUUGUAUGGUUAUGUAUAGUAAAAAAUUAUUUUUGCAAAUUUCUAUUUUUUAAUAACAUACGUCCAAAGUCUUGCCUCUUGUUUGUUUAAUGGUUACUCUGCUAUUAUAUCCUUUAAAUUUUUUGGCCUGACCCCUGGGCAGUGGUGUGGGGAAUUUAUAUUGUUUAGCUUUUUAUGCCUGGUUUUAAUAUUUAUUUUUUCCCUUCGCGCCCAGAGUGAGUCGGGGACGCAACCCCUCUUCCAAUUAAGGAGGAAGAAGGGUUACAACAGAAAGAAUGUCAAUGCACCAUAUAACACCAAAACGCAAAUUUAUACACAACAAACCAUCAAAAUGCAACUAAAUUAAUGAAAUAAUUAAGGGUUUUUAUACAAAACUUAACUCAAAUCACAAUAAUGAUAGUAAAUUCAAUUAAUGUUAAUUUAUUUAGCAUAAAAUUAGUACCAAAAUGUGUUAAGAAAUAUUUUGGAUAAUAUUUUACCUUUUUUUUUGAACCUGCAACUGUUAUUAGUGACACAUUUUUACAUUAUGGCAUUGGUACAGUUUUCAAAUACAAUUAAUAGCCAGUUAAUAUUUUUACUGUCCCAUGUAGUUAGACAUGCUUAUUACAAAUUAUUAUAUUGUAAAAGUGCAUCAUUUAGUGUCAGUUGAAAUGACACAGUUUUGGUGAAUUAAGGAGGCAUGUGCGAAUAUUUAAAUUUUUGUAUUAUAUUAAUACUUUAUUUGACCUUGAUUACUAAAUAUUUGAGAUAAGAUAACUAAUAUUUGUUUCCUAACAAAUGUUAGACAUAGCAUACCUCGUGAGGUUUUUUUAUAUCAACAUUCACUUUUGAGGUUAAGUCAUUUUUGCAAUAUAAAUGCCCUUUUUUGAUGUUUUAAUGGGACUUUAUAAUCAACAACAUGAACAAUAAGCAACGGUUUAAACAUGCAACAAGUAUUUAAAAAAAAAAAUUCCACUACCGGCCACUAAGCAGUAACGGAAAAAUCGCGUGGACAAUUCGAAACACGACACAUUUGUCAUUUCAAACUGGAAAAACAAAAUAUUAUUUGUAUUCAUUUCAUCACAUGCACCAGAAGUUGGGAAAACAUAAACAAACGUCAACAAUCAUUGACUACAACACCACAUAACACGGACAUAAUUGAGCUGGGCAUUAAAAGAAGUAAUCGUCAUAAUUUAAACGGCUUAUAAAGCGAUAGCCGAUAGUCACAAGCUAACACCAUGUGAUACAGCAGUAGCUUACUUGCUGUACACAUCUAUGACAAAGCAGACAUUGCGACUCAAAAAUAUAUAAAAAAAACUUAAAUAAUGGUUUAAGAUUCCCGAUGAAAUUAGCAAAAAUUGUUUUGAUAAUAUUGCUGGAACUAAAAUAACAUUUACCUGAUGGCCGUCAACAACGAAAACUCAUGAAUAAUCACCAAUUUGGAAAUACAGCAUUAAAAAAAUAUUAACAUUUUUCUUAAAAUAGAUUGCAAUGGUUUGCACAGCCCUGGAAGUAGGUAUCAUUUUUGUUCAAUAAUGUGCUACGUUUAUAAAUAAACAGAAUUCAUAUAAAAAUAAAAACAUCAAAAUCUCCUUCAUAUUUAUAAAUUAAAUAGGUUUUUAAAUAAAACCAUAAAUUUUGUCUCUACGAAUUACAUAUUAAAAUGAUGACAUUCAUUGAACAAAGUCUUAUUUCAUGAUUAAACUUGCACUUAGUUGCUUCAUGGGUGUGACAUGUAUUAGUGGGUUAUUUCAGUUCUAUUGCAAUUUACCAUAUGAUGUAUUUCUUUAUAAUGUCUUGCAGUACCACUAUAACACCAUUAGAAGAGAGACAGAAAUGAUACUAAUUUUCAUUGUAUACAUAAUAACAGUGUGCAAAUAUAUAAUUUGAUAAAUAUGUCAUUGCUAAUUAUCACAAGUAACUUAACCAUAGUGUAUUUUUCUCAUAGAUUUAAUAAUAGGCUUUGUUAUUGCACAUCUUUGAUGUUUUAAAAAGAGGGUUAAAUUGAACUCUGUACAUAUUUGCAAGUGCUUUUUCUCAAUAUUCUCUUGAUGGUUUUGUGAUAUCUGAGAAAUUCAUAUAUUGUAUAUAUUUUAAGGCAUUAAGUGAACAAUGUGUGAGAAAUUGUGUGAAAUAUUUUGGUUUUUGACAAGUGUUGCACCAGUGUUAAAGCCCGCAAGAUGUUUUGUAUCAGAUUUAUCAAAUAAUUAUCUCGUGCGUAAUUCUAAUACACCAAUGUUACCACAUUACCAUGUUGCUUUCAAAUUGGAAAUGGAUUAACAAUCCAUUUGGACUGUUUGCAUUGUAACUCGCACAAGUUUUUAAUUUUAGUGGUAAUACAUAGUACUAGCUUUCUUUAUGACUGACUGCUCAGUUUUAUAAUAAAUGUUUACUGUCAACUACAUAGUGGAGUGGUCCAAGAUCACACACCCUGGAAAGUUCCUAAAUUUUUGAAAAUCAAGUAUUGAUGUCAUAAAAUUUUAAAAUGGUUCAAGAAAGAAAUGCAAUGUGGUAACUAUUUUAAAUCUUCUGUGUUCAAAACUGUAUUUUUCACAUGUUUGUGAUUGUAGAUACACUUUUUUUUUUAGUUUGAUUGUACAUUAUAUAGACUAGUUUGGAAAUCAAAAUAUUAUGUACUAAUUUCGUUGCCAUAAAAGACUAAUUAUUUGGAAGUACAAUCAUUUUUUAGUAUUUUUUUUUUGGUAGAUUAUAAGCAUUUUUUGCAAUUUUUUUUUACAUAUUUUAUACCACUGUUUAGUGAGUUUGUAUUAAACAGUAUUUUCUAGUCAUAGAUUAUUUUGUAAAUAAAACUUUCCACAGCAAAACACUAUUGUUGUACUUACCUUUUUUUUAUUAUUAUUACCGUAUUGACCCACACCCUUCAUUUUGACCAAAAAAAUUUUUUUAAUGUUUUCACAGUAAGUAUCGCCCCUGCACAUGGAUCGCAGCGCCAAUAUCUGUCUUCACUAGAGUUCCAUAGAUUCAAUCGAAGUGUUCCUUUUCUCAGCUUAUUGGCGCUUAAGAAAUACAGCACUGGUGACACUGGCGUUGACCCUCCGCUCUUCAUGUGUUUACUUUUACUACGGGAGGGUGUGAGGCGGGCCCCUUCCCCCAUAUUUACAACUACAGUAAACUCCCUAGUAUCCGUGCAUGCUACGAAAAAAUACAGCACAUAUGUAAAUCUGUAUUUAAAAGUGAGCAAAUUUGAACUCUACUGACGAGUGUAUUGCGUGCAGUAUACAGUAAAACGCCACAGGCCUUCUCGGAACUCAUACAGUAGGCUGGCAUGCGUUGCUAUUUUUGUCUCCGUCGCGCUUUGUUUCUUGUCGUAUGGUUGAGCACUUUUAUGUUUACGAUACUGAAAUGUAGUGUAUGUUAAUUAUUCAGUAAAAUACUAAAAUUUUAGCAUCAUUUAAAAAAUUUUUGCUGUUAAUUAUAACUUUUACUGUACAUAAUUUUUUUUUAAUUUUUAAGUUGAAAUUAAUGGUUCCAUUUUUGUUUACCAUUUUCAGCUCUUUUGUGUAUUAUCGGCAAUUUAACUAUCCGUGGUGGCCCUGCCACUUAAUUUUGCGGAUAAUCAGGAGUGUACUGUAAUCCAAUUCCCACACUUCCUAACAAGGAAGGGUACAACAGUGCGGGAAAGUUAUCCACAGUGCUGAACGAGUAAUCAUAGUCGGUGAUUCAGUAUUCAGUGUUGUGACGAAGAGACUAAGAGAGGUGGUCUGCACGAGCCCCUUCAAAGGGCAACAGCAAGAGCUGCUAAAUAUACCAGCGUUAGUGAAAGAGAGAUAUUUAAAAUUCGUAAUGCCAGCGAAGAACGGCCGUACGAUCCCUAUUAUGAAACGGCAGAACCCAGUAUGUCUGUACAGUGAAAGAAAAGUAAUAAAAAAGAAAGGGGGUGACUAAAGAAGAGUAAUAGAACACAAGUCAGUUGUUUUUAGAAUCCUCUUCUGUCUAUCGGCGCACAUCUCCGAAACUACAUAACGGAUUUUCAUGUAGUUCUCACAGGUGGAUAGAGUAUAAUUGGGAGCAGAAUCUAGGCUUCGUUUCAUUAAAAUUGCAUAACAGGAAUAAAAGAAAGUACUUCUGCCACGUCUGUCUGAAUGCGAUAAACUCGAAAACUACAGAACAUAUUUUCAUACAGUUUUCACCAAUGGACAGUGUGAUUCACGAGGAAGGUGCAUAAUAAUUCAUUAAGGUUGACGACAGCUGUCGUGUCUAUCCUGGUCCGUAGCCGUCUGGUCCAGGCAUGAGUGUAACAAAGUGUUUGAGUGGGGCUUCGAGGGGUGAGCGCGCUGGUGUGAUAAAUGACAGUGUAAUCGGACCCGGACAGCGUACUGUCUCCCACGCAUCUCGUGCGUCCCCCUCCCCUGCUUCCCGCUCGCAGUGCGCCGGUGCAUGGGGGGCAGUAGUAGCUCGCCUCUCAUCCGCGAUGGACGCGUCUGAUCGCUGCUACGCGCUUUGGCCGCUAGCGACUCGUGAGUGGUUCGCCGUUUAGCAGCCAGUGCCUUAACCACUUAGACCUGUUGUAAGCCACAAGGUGAGAACCCGUUCACUCCCCGAGUUCUAGGCUGGCCGGCGCUCUCAUCACGACAUGGGAAUCACUCGCAACAGGGGUCAGAGAGCCAGGUUUUGUCAAGGUAUUUUUUGUAAAUUGGCUUGCGAUCGUGGAAAAUGUUUUUAGUGCAAGAUUUCCAUCUGGUAGACAUACAACCUGUGUGUGUGUGUGUGUGUCAUUUCUCUAUGGCCACCAGACGUACAAACUGUGUCAAUAUCUAUGGUCACCAACAACCCGGUCUACUGACAUGAUGCCUGGAGUAAAGAACAAAGGGACCUGUGAUUCAGUUCAUUCCUAAAAAAAAAAUUGAUUUGUUACCUUUGUUUGUUUCUAAUUUCUAACUUAAUAAUAUUGUAGCUGUAUUACUUUUUCAGUUAUUAUUGUUCCCAUUUUAUCUUUGAACGAUAGUACUUAUCUUAAGUGGUGCAAGAUUACACUAAAUUCCACAUGGACAAAGUCAAGGGCACAACUAGUAUUUAGUCAUUUAGUCACUAAUGUAGGAACAAAGCAUUAUAUAAGAAAUUCACUUUUUGGUCAUAUGGUAUUUUGCUGCUUUUUUCCUUGAUAUGUAAAGUAGCAGGUUCUGGAAAAUAGGUCGAAUAGAAACGUAUAUACAAUUUAGUAUUAUUUGUUUUAUUUCCAAGAAGCCACUACACAUUUACUUUUUCUUCUCCUAUGUAUUUGAUACAUGUAAAAAGUUUUCUUUCAGUGGGUUUCUAAUUCUCACUAUUUGAAUACGAUAUUUGUAUCUGAGAAUAAUUUGGUAUUGGUAUUAAAUUCAAACUAAAAAACUGAUAAUCGCACAUGUUUACUAAAUUUACUAACACUAACUGGCUCAAUAUUCAGAUGCUUGUAGUUUCAAAUCACUGAAAGUAACAAGAUGAAAUUUGUUUUGUACGAAAGCUAUUACUACAUACUAUCUUAAAAAAAAAAAAAUCCCCCCUUCCCCAUACAUGCCUUUUUUUUUUACCUCGAAAAUAGGAACUUUGCUCAACAUUUGUGAUUUUUGGUAGUCAUAACUUGUGAAGGGAAUGCAGUAACAACUUAAUGUUUAAUUCCUCUAGUAGUAUUCAUGUGUGUCUUUUAAGCAUUAAAAAAUUUGUUAUUAGGAACCCAUAAGUAAUUAG
Bacillus rossius redtenbacheri is the source of this 14814-nucleotide messenger RNA. It is a transcript of the gene ktub, whose product is annotated as protein king tubby. Gene Ontology annotation, biological process: protein localization to cilium. The transcript has 9 exons. Bases 189 to 1454 code for a protein of 421 amino acids. Gene Ontology annotation, cellular component: cilium. The record is from RefSeq and is a predicted model, not a curated record. NCBI's taxonomy places the organism in Eukaryota, Metazoa, Arthropoda, Insecta, Phasmatodea, Bacillidae.